AUGGCUGCUGGACAUAUUCUACCAGGUUAUGGAGACCCAGUGACAAGGUUGCGGAGAGUGCUGUCAGUUGGAUGCUAUCCCUUAAACAGCACAGCCUUGAGAGAAUGUGAGAAGGCUGCAUGUUUAUCUCAGCAAGAGUUUUCUCAGAUAAGAGAAACCGCAAGACAACUCUGGAGCAAGCAGUAUCCUCGAAUGACUACUUAUGAAACAUAUUUUAGUAAUGGUGAAAUUAGAGAGGUAACACAGACAAGACCAACGUCAAGUGAUCGGCAUAAUAAUCCACACCCCACACAAUUAUUCAUUACAAACAAGCUCCACUUUAUAGAAGGCUUCCACAAACCUGACACAACUUUAGGAACAAGUGCAUACCGAGUUGAUGCAGGUGUAAGUUCAGCAGAGAAAAGACACAGACAAUCCUUGCAUGAAAACUAUGUGGCAAGGCCUGACUCAGCAUUGACUUAUCUAUACAAGGAUCCUUAUGGCUUCAAAAAAGUGUUACCACCAAUAGAAGCACAGGCUGCUGAAGCAUGGGUCAAGCUGGCAGACGAUGUUGAUCAUAACAGAGUCAUGGAAGUCUUGAAAGAACAAACAGAUGUACUGAAACCAAAUAACAACACAGCCCGCCCAAAAAGUGCUUAUCCAUCAUUACACAGAUGGAUGAAAAUGUGUGGAGCUGAAGAAAAUGAGGCAAUCUCUAAAGUGAUGCAACAACCUUCAGCUAGAAACUGUCAAAGCCCUAGCAAGGAACUUCAACCAGUGAGAAGUGCUAGUAAAAAAGAAGCAUGUACAAAGAACCCAUGCAUUCACACUAAGUUGAGACGAGGGGAGUACAGUAUACAUCCCAACUGGCCUACUUCCCUUUUACAUCACAGAGUCCCGUAA
Messenger RNA from Candidula unifasciata, 882 nucleotides. NCBI's taxonomy places the organism in Eukaryota, Metazoa, Mollusca, Gastropoda, Stylommatophora, Geomitridae. The record is from the annotation of a GenBank genome assembly.